AUGGGCCGGCUUUACUUCCAAAGCGACCAGGUGCCCCGCAGCAUUCUCUCCACUGGCCGAGUGGGCACGAAUCGAGACCUCCUGGGAUCCGAUGGAGAGUUCUUCGGGACGGACCCUGUUGCACUGGAGGUUCCGAUCGAGAAUGGGAGAGACCAGCUCUUGAACUUGGAUGACAACGGGUUCUGCUUGCGCCGCCACGAGUGGGCACACAUCGACUACUACGACAAUGAGAUGGUCAUCGACAAGUACUACGCUGAAUGUGAGGACAUCGUGCGCAAAACGACAGGUGCAUCAAAAGCCUUGGCUUUCGAUCACAAUAUUCGUGCCAAGCAACGAAAGCAGGCCGGUGAUCGGCUUCGAGGCGGCAGUGCAGUGCAGGAGCCCCUGGUCUCCUACGGCAUCCACAACGAUUACACAGUCACCUCAGCAGAGCAGCGCAUUCGUCAGCUGGCAAAGCCCCCGAGCCAAAAUGAUACGCGGCGCAAUGCAGAUGGAUCAAGCUUGCUGGGUGCCGCAGAGGUGGACACUCUGCUGCAGAAACGGUGGCUGUUUGUCAACGUUUGGCGGAACAUUGCAGAGACACCGGUGGAGAGUUUCCCCUUGGCUGCGUGCGACGCGCAGUCCACAGCGCUUGACGACUUGAUCGUCUUUGAGAUCAGAUACGCAGAUCGCACAGGUGAGAACUACUUCGCGAGAUACUCCAAGCAGCAACGCUGGUUCUACUUCCCAAGGAUGGAGAAGGACGAGGUAAUGCUGCUCAAGUGCUGGGACUCCCGAGGCAGGGACUUCAAGCCGAAAGGCGCGGAGGGCGGGGAGGUGCCGGCCACUUUCUCCCUGCACGGCUCCUUCGAAGAGGUGGCGAGCUUGCAUGAUGCCAAAGACCGCGAGAGCAUCGAGGUGCGCUUGGUAGCCUUCUUCGAGUGA
Symbiodinium natans is the source of this 924-nucleotide messenger RNA. Lineage: Eukaryota; Dinophyceae; Suessiales; Symbiodiniaceae. The record is from the annotation of a GenBank genome assembly.